Acanthochromis polyacanthus (spiny chromis) is the source of this 1675-nucleotide messenger RNA. Its product is annotated as zinc finger protein 614-like. Gene Ontology annotation, biological process: regulation of transcription by RNA polymerase II. Bases 133 to 1143 code for a protein of 336 amino acids. The transcript is spliced from 3 exons. Gene Ontology annotation, molecular function: DNA-binding transcription factor activity, RNA polymerase II-specific; RNA polymerase II cis-regulatory region sequence-specific DNA binding. NCBI's taxonomy places the organism in Eukaryota, Metazoa, Chordata, Actinopteri, Pomacentridae. The record is from RefSeq and is a predicted model, not a curated record.
ACUGUGACAAACAGCGGAAGUAAACAACACAGGAACUUCAUAUCUAUGGCGUCGACAGCAUAGUUCAGUAAAAAAAAAAGAAGGGAAAAAGUUGUGUAGUCGUAUAAAGGUAGAGACUAUCAUAAAGCAGCAAUGACAGCAGUCCAGCAUUUUAGAGAGUUUGUCAACCACCGACUAACUGCUGCUGCCGAGGAAAUAUUCAGCGUCUUUGAAAAAACUAUCGUCGAGUACGAAGAAGAGAUAAGCCGUCAACGCAGACUGCUAGAUGUCGUUUGGAAAACUCAAGUACUGUUAGACAGAACAGAGCUCCCACAGCAACAUGUCUCUAAAGAGAUAGCUCCCACGGCCCAGCAGCUGUGCAACACGGAGAGAAACUCCAGUCUGGACCAACAGAGCACAGAUCCACCACAGGUUAAAGAGGAGCAGGAGGACCUCUGCAGCAGUCAGCAUGGAGAGCAGCUUGUACUAAAGCAGGGGAUUGAUGUCUGCGUGGGAACUCGUACUCAUGAAGAAGAGCUCCCUCAGCUCUCACAGCAACAUGUCUGUAAGGAGGAAGAGGAGGAACUCUGCACCAUUCGGGAUGAAGAGAACCUUGGACUGAAGCAGGAGACUGAUACCUUUAUGCUGACUCUUACUCAUGUGGAAGGAAACUACGGUGAAAAUCAAACUCUCUGCUUGAAUCCCAAAGACUCUCAGAUGGCAGCAGAGAAAGAAUCUGUAAUCAGCAUGUCAGUUACAAAUACUGAGGUACCAGAAACGAACACUGACUGCCAGCCACUCUCUUACAACUCACAUUUAGCUGAGAGCCAAGAUCACAGAGGAAAGCGUGGAGGCUCAGUGUCAACAGAAAACGCAGAGACCAAACCACAGAAGAGACAUCACAAAAGCAAUGAAGUGCACAAUCCUGCCACGUCAAAGAAUUCCUGUAAUACUCCCACAGGACAAAAGUCUUUCAGAUGUGAAACUUGUGGCAAAGCAUUUCCAUUUAAGUGCAGAUUAAUCAUGCACCUGAGAAUCCACACAGGGCAGCAAUCAUUUUCUUGUAACUUCUGUGGUAAAAAAUUCAACGCAAAGCAAGCUCUAAAAGUUCAUGAAAAAUUCCAUGCAGGUGAGUCACCACGUUCUCGUAAAACGCAGGAAUAGUUUUUGAGAAAUAUCACUUUUGAAAAAGCAUGAGAAGACACAUGGCUGAGAAACGUCACCUUUGAUCAGAGACACAAAAUCCGUGCAAAUUAAAAACUUAAUAUUAAUUUGGUGAUUUCCCUGUUGACAGCUUACUUGGCAUUUAUCAUCUCAAACUGGCAAGUGUUCCUGUCUUUGCAAAAUACGUAAUACUUCUUCUGCAAAACACAUCUGUUGAAAAGAGUUUGCCAAUUGGUUUGUUGAACAACUCUCAGUUUUUCCUUUAUUUGACUAUCAUUAAGAAUGUGCUAAAUGACUGUAUUGCUAGUUUAAUGUAGCUUAUUGACUAUUAGCAGCUACUAAUUUUUGUUUGAAGCAAUAUUUCUUUAAAACUGUUAUUUCCCAUAUCUUGAACAAUUAUUUUUUACAUUUAAAUGACCAUCCUUUUUUUCUUCUUUUGUUACUGUUUUGUCUUACCUCAGGCAAAGUACAUUCUGUUAGCACUCAAUGAUGUGUCGAAAUGAAUGAAGGAAGUAAAGUGUUUUUUUUCUGA